GAUGUGUGUUAAGCGCUGUUUACAGGGGCUCCCAGGCUGUGAAUCUGAGUCCACGGACUCACGCUAAGCCAAACAAAGCUAUCUGGAUGGAGAUCGUUUGUUACAUAACUUACUGGAAACAAAGCCUCUGACACGCUGGCUUUACUUUAGGGGCCCCCUCUCACUAUCGCAGUGUGUGGCCCCUCGGACAGAGGUGGGAUAGCAUAUUCUGAGCCCUCCAGGCACCUCGAUGCCCAAACAGAGGCGGUGUUUUCACAUUCGUCUCCGGUUUGCGACGGAUCAGGGAGAGGAGGAGGAGGAAGACGCGCAGGAAACUUUUCAUCCGCAGAGAAUUGUGAUGAUCAAGCACAGAUGGCGGAACAGUACAGUGGGCAAGCAGGCUUUUUCUCCGACGGUAACCCGGGGAGAGGGUACCUAGUUCCGCAGGUGACCAUCACGUCUGAUGGGGACUCACGGGAGAUCACUGAGGAGGAUCUGGAGGAGGAGGUGAACGGACGGUUGCGCCGCAAACUCUCCAACUCCUCCAUCUCCUCCAACGGCUCCUCCACAGCGUUUGACGAGUCGGAGGAUGACUUCCUCAGCGACAACGAGACCAAAAGCAAAGGCAUCGUGACUCUCGAGCAUUUGGGGGACUCGGUAGAUUCAGGAGAGAUUGACCUUUCUAUUAGGUUAUUUAAAAAUCUACUUCGUUCUUUCUUUCUUUUUUUCAGGACAUAUCUGGAGGAGGAGUUGGUGCGGGCCAGGGUGAAGCCAAAGCUGCGUGAAGACUUAUAUAAUAAGAUGCUGGAGGUGGACAGAGAGGCUCCUACAGCGGAGGAGAAGAAACAGAAGGCUGUUACCAAACCACGUUAUAUGCAGUGGAGAGAAAGUCUCAGCUCUACUAACUCUCUGGGCUUCCGCAUUGAGGGUAUCAAGAGGGGGGAAACCUGCAAGACAGACUUUAAAAAGACCCGGUCAAAGGAAGACGUCAUUCAGGUCUUUAAGGAUUUCGUCGAGGGCAAUAAAAACAUAACUAACUCCUAUAUUACAAGGCUUGAAGAUAUUAAACAGGCACUGAAAGCCUCAGAGUUCUUCAAGAAACACGAGGUAAUCGGGAGUUCGCUUCUCUUCAUUCACAAUCACACAGAGAGAGCUGAAGUCUGGCUCAUUGAUUUUGGUAAGACCACACCGCUCCCAGACGGACAGAACCUGGAUCACUACAGACCCUGGGAGGAGGGCAACCGAGAAGACGGAUACUUGUGGGGCUUGGACAACCUGCUGCAAACCCUUUCCUCGUUGGCCAGGGAGUGACCUUCUUACUGCAAACUUCUCGCGUGACAGCAACAGCAUGCUGAUAGACACUUCUAAACCUUCUGCAGUGCAUUAUAGGGAGGCUACCAGUGACAUAGUCCAUUACUUUACAGUGUUAAGCUGUAAAAGCAUUUCACCCAUAUCAUGGUUUUCAUAAAUGCACAUUUGUUUGUUGUCAUAAUACAGUUACUCUUCCCCAAAGUCCAAAAAAAAGGUUGAAGACAAAAUGUAGUUUGUAAAGUAGAGAUGCACCGAUCGAUCGG
This is a messenger RNA of Sinocyclocheilus grahami, 1553 nucleotides long. RefSeq names its product inositol-trisphosphate 3-kinase A-like. Gene Ontology annotation, cellular component: nucleus; cytoplasm. Lineage: Eukaryota; Metazoa; Chordata; Actinopteri; Cypriniformes; Cyprinidae. The record is from RefSeq and is a predicted model, not a curated record. The coding region runs from base 352 to 1290 and encodes 312 amino acids. Gene Ontology annotation, molecular function: inositol hexakisphosphate kinase activity. The transcript is spliced from 5 exons. Gene Ontology annotation, biological process: inositol phosphate biosynthetic process; phosphatidylinositol phosphate biosynthetic process.